Molecule: messenger RNA, 1332 nt
Organism: Choloepus didactylus (southern two-toed sloth)
Lineage: Eukaryota; Metazoa; Chordata; Mammalia; Pilosa; Megalonychidae
Gene: TRIML2
Product: tripartite motif family like 2
Exons: 7
Coding region: 1-1332 (443 amino acids)
Molecular function (GO): protein binding; zinc ion binding
Source: RefSeq, a predicted model, not a curated record
AUGUCCGAAAGGCUCAGCCCCUAUCUACAGCAAAAAAUCCCAGAAGAUUACUACUGUGUGAAACACCUGGAACCACCACAGCUGUUCUGUGAUGAUGACCAAAUCACACUUUGUGUCAAGUGUUUCCUGUCCCAAGAACACAAGAAUCACGUGGUGUAUAGAGUAGAAGAUGCUGCUGUGAAUUACAAGAAGCUAUUCCAGGAAAUAUUGAACACAUUGACGGAGAAACUUGAAGUAGCUAAAAAGAUAUUGGCUGAUGAGCAAGAAAGAAUGGUGAUGAUUCAGGGAGAGGAGCAGAAUUUUAAAGAGAUGAUUGCAUCUGAAUAUAGGAUAAGAUUCCGGUUGUUGAAUGAAGAGAAUGAGAUGAACCUCUUGAGACCACAAGGAUACAUAUUCAACCUGGAUGUAAGAGAAGCUCGUCUGAAUCAACUGAUAGGGUUUUCCAGAGAGCUAGAGGACAAAUUCCAAGAGACGCUACAGAGACUAAACAAUUUGGGAACGGAAAACAUGAAUAAACUGAAGGAGAAUGAAGUCAGGGUCUCUGAACAAAUCUGCUGCCUCCAAAGGAUCACCACAGAGCUAGAGAAGAAGUGUGGGCAAUCUGCCUUAGCACUGCUCCAGAAUGCAAGAUAUUCUUUGGAAAGGAGUGAAGCACUACUGCUUCAGUGUCUAGAGCCUACCAAUAUCACAGACCUAAGUUUUUGCCAAAUAACAGGAAUGAGCGAAAUGCUAAGAAUAUUCCAAAGACAUGUAACUUUGGAUCCUGAAACAGCUCAUCCCUUUCUAAUUUUAUCUGAGGACCUGAGAAGUGUGAGAUUUGGAAAUGUCCCCCAGGAUGUACCCGACAACCCAAAGAGAUUUGACUUCAGUGCCAUUGUGUUGGGUGUGGAGAGCUUCACCUCAGGGAGGCAUUACUGGGAGGUGGAUGUAGAAAAGACGACCAAGUGGCAGUUGGGCAUUUGUAAGGACUCUGCCAGCCAACAGGGAGACAGACCCAAUGCUUUUGGAGAUAAAUUCUUACUCACAGGAUCUGUUAUUGGGAGUGAUUUUACCUUCUGGGUCUUUCCUCCUUUAAAAAGGGUUUCCCUGAGAGAGCAGUUGCACAAAGUUGGAGUUUUCCUAGACUAUGAAUAUGGGCAAAUAUCAUUCUACAAUGUGACAGAGAGAUCUCUCAUUUACAAUUUCUCUUAUCCUGCCUUCAAAGGAGCUCUCAGGCCUAUAUUUUCUCUUUGUAUCACAAAUGAAAGCGUGAAUUCAGACUGCCUCACCAUCUGUAGCCCUCAUGCUCCUUCUUGUGGUGUUACUGUCAGCUCUCAAACUUCCUUGGUGUGA